CGGGAGAUGUGGCCCAGAAAAUCUGACUACAUGUUGUCUAUGGUGGGAUAUGCGGUGGGACUUGGCAAUGUCUGGAGAUUCCCAUACCUUGCUUUCAAACAUGGCGGAGGUGCCUUCCUAAUCCCAUUCAUUAUCAUGCUGGCAUUUGCUGGCUUGCCCUUGUGCUUUUUGGAAUGUUCUAUUGGACAGUUUGCCAGUCUGGGUCCUAUUGCAGUAUGGAGGAUUGUGCCACUCUUUGAAGGUGUUGGCAUAACCAUGGUUCUCAUUUCCGCACUGGUCUCUAUUUACUACAAUGUCAUUGUUGCCUACAGUCUGUAUUACUUAUUUGCCUCAUUUACUAGUUACCUUCCUUGGGCAGAGUGCCUUGAAUGGUCAGACAGCAGAUGUCGUAAUGGCAUAUCCGGAUCUUGCAAUGUAACGAUGGACAAUUAUACAGUAGUGGUGAAUGUGUCUUGGGUAAAUAACAACAAUCUCACCUGCCUCCCUGACAACAAUACAGAGCUUCCGAGCAAACAGUACUGGGAAAAAGUGACCCUGCAGCGCUCUAGUAGCCUCGAUGAGACGGGGCAUGUGGUUUGGUACCUAGCUCUUUGUCUAAUACUGGCAUGGAUUAUAACUGUGGCUUCAUUAUCUAAAGGCAUAAUGUCUUCUGGAAAGGUAGUGUACUUCACAGCCCUGUUUCCCUAUUUCGUUUUAAUCAUCCUCCUUGUCAGAGGCGUCACACUGGAGGGGGCGAGGGACGGAAUUGAAUAUUAUAUUGGGCAACAGUCUGACAUCAGCAAGCUCAGUGAUGGGGAAGUCUGGAGAGAUGCUGCUACCCAAAUCUUUUAUUCCCUCUCCACGGCUUGGGGAGGACUGAUCGCUCUUUCAUCUUACAAUAAAUUCAAUAACAAUUGUUACAUGGAUUCCAUAGUGGUCUGCGUAGUCAACUGCCUCACCAGUAUCCUUGCAGGGUUCGCUAUCUUCUCUAUCCUCGGACACAUGGCUUUCAUAUCAGGGAAAAAAGUCUCAGAAGUAGUCGAUGAAGGAUUUGGCUUGGCAUUCAUCGCUUAUCCAGAUGCACUGGCAAAGCUGCCAAUAUCCCCACUGUGGUCCAUUCUAUUUUUCUGCAUGCUCUUGACCUUAGGACUUGACUCACAAUUUGCCACAAUAGAAACUGUUACAACGGCCAUACAGGAUGCAUUCCCCAAAGCAAUGAAGAAAAUGCGGAUUCCCCUUACUUUAGCGCUUUGUGUGUUGUUGUUUCUCCUUGGUAUCCCAUGUGUCACUCAGGCCGGAAUUUACUGGGUUAUUCUAAUUGAUUUCUUUUGUGGGGGAUGGACUGUCUUAUUUGCCGCAAUAUUUGAAUUGGUGGCACUUAUAUGGAUUUAUGGUGGCAAUAGGGUGAUCAUGGAUAUAGAGAUGAUGAUAGGAAAGAAGCCCUGGAUCUUCUGGCUGUGGUGGAGAGCCUGCUGGUAUUUUGUGUCACCUGUGCUUUUAGCGGUGAUUUUAAUUUGGUCACUGUUAACAUUUGUACCCCCUGAAAAUAAUGGUGUUCUGUAUCCUAAAUGGGGUUUAACCUUGGGGUUUCUGAUGGUUAUUUUCUGCCUUAUAUGGAUUCCAAUUAUGGCAGGUGUCAAGAUCAUCCAAAGUAAAGGAAAUAUUUUGCAGCGCAUUGCAAGUUGUUGCAGACCGACUGACACCUGGGGUCCUGCCCUCCCAAAAAAUCGUAAUGAGAGAUACCAACAUAUGAAAGACGAAAGCGUAACGAACAAAGACAAGGAAACUUCAGAUAAAAAAGUUGUAGAGAGAUACAUACAAAUGAAGGAGGAACCUUUUAAGCAGGAAGACAAAGGGGUGGACAUUCCCGACAUUACAGGGCUUGAUAAUCCAUCAUUUCAGAGUGACUGAAGAUGCUGCGUAUUUUGUAUUUACUUUCAUUGACAUAUAUUCGUUUUUGUACAGAACCUACAAUAAAUUAAAUACAUGAUUUUA
Messenger RNA from Hyla sarda, 1974 nucleotides. Its product is annotated as sodium- and chloride-dependent neutral and basic amino acid transporter B(0+)-like. NCBI's taxonomy places the organism in Eukaryota, Metazoa, Chordata, Amphibia, Anura, Hylidae. The transcript has 13 exons. Gene Ontology annotation, molecular function: L-proline transmembrane transporter activity. Gene Ontology annotation, biological process: sodium ion transmembrane transport. Bases 7 to 1890 code for a protein of 627 amino acids. The record is from RefSeq and is a predicted model, not a curated record. Gene Ontology annotation, cellular component: membrane.